This is a messenger RNA of Kuraishia capsulata CBS 1993, 843 nucleotides long. RefSeq lists its product as uncharacterized. NCBI's taxonomy places the organism in Eukaryota, Fungi, Ascomycota, Pichiomycetes, Pichiales, Pichiaceae. The transcript has 2 exons. The coding region runs from base 1 to 843 and encodes 280 amino acids. The record is from RefSeq and is a predicted model, not a curated record.
AUGAUCGAGAGUCUGGCUUUUAUAAACAGUACGAUUAGAUGGAUCUCCAAGUUUGAACAAACACCGUUGGACGACUUGUGUUUGAAAGAUCCCAUCAGUAUUCUCAACCCUGGGACUGUCCGAAAAAUCUUUGUUCUUUUGGGAAUAAAAUGCGAGCUUUCUGAUGAAACGAUAACGUUUGAGAAAUUGUUCACAUUCAUCAAGACUAUUGAUAUUGUGCAUGACAAGCCAUAUGUCCACCACUUGAGCGCCGAAUUCUUGGAUGACUCCUCACCAGAUUAUUCUUCGUUGUACAAAGUUGAUCAGCUCUACUGGCUUUGUCGGGCAUUUUUGGAUAUCGGAACUCAUGGUGGAAACUGGCGAUUUUCGCUUGCACUCGUGUUCAUUAUGGAGGAUGAAGAUCAAAACAUUUUGAAGAAGUUUCUUGAUAACGUAAGAAAGACUGGACUUUUGAGUUCAUUUACACUGAGGUUUGGUUUUUGUCCAUUUCUAACAAAUGAUCCUCAGCAAUCUUCGCCAAAUCUUCGUGAGGAAAAGAUCAAUCUUCUGAACGAGAAACUGGUAAAGAGCGAGUUUCAACUCUCCAAUUGCAAAAAAGAGCUGCGUUUGGUCAAAGCUGAGAAUUCCAGGAUUUCAGCUCUUUCGGAAAACCUUGAGAAAACUUUGUCUACAAAAGAGUCCGAAAAUAAGAACUACGCUCAACAACUCCAUCGUUUGCGCGAAGAAGCUAUCAACAACCCCAACUUCUCAGAACAAUCUCAGCUACGACUUCACGACAAGUGGAAAGUCGAGGUUCUCGAAGAGCUGGUUCUUAGCAUGAAAAUGAAAGAGUUACAUCAGUGA